CACCUCCCCCCUCCCCUCCCCUCCCCUCCCCCGCCGAUCGAAAUCCGAUCGGAAAUGCGGCCCCCGCAGACCCCCAUUCCGCCGUGGGGGUCCAAAUCUCGCUGGUACAUGACGCCGACGCCGCUCAGCCCUUCCUUCUCACGACAUCCGUUCCAAGGCACCGCCGCCGCCGCCUCCGAGCAACCCUGCGUCACGCUGUUCGAGUGGUGGCUGGAGAGAGUGGAAGGGGAUGACCAGAAGGUCGCCGUCGCAGGGAAAUUUGAAAGUUAUCUGUUACUCGCUUCUGACAGGAAUCAAACAGUCUACGAAUUCGGUUCUGCAACCAUUGCAAAGCGCCACGAAGUUUGCGUUCUUGAAACUGAAGGUGGAAUUCUACUUCUCAUCUAUGGCACACUCAACCGUUCGCGGAUGCUAGCCGGCGGAUACUCAAGUGAGGUCUAUGAAAAGUUCAAGAUCGGAUUUCCAUACUGCUGGGAAUAUUGCAUCCAACUUUAUCCCAAGGUGGCACAAACAGGAUUGGAUAGUGCUAUAAAUGAAAAUGCUGCUGUCUCAAAUGAUGGCGGAGAAAGACAUGAAGCUGCAUGUAAUGAGGCGUAUAAUGUGGAAACAGACUUGAUUGCAUGCAGAGCUUUAAGAGAAAGAGAUGAUGGUGGCAUAGAUACUAAUGCAUCUUUAGUGCAUAUAGUGGAGUGUGCUAAUGAUGCUAGCAAUGAAGAGGCAGAUAAUGCUACACCCACAAUCACAUGCGAUCAGGGAAAAGCUCAGCAUGUUGCAUUGAGUAAGAAGGCAAAAGUAAAUGAAAAUGUGCCAACUUUUGUUUGUUUAGACAUGCAAAACUCCUCUGAUCUUCCUAAAGGAACACCAAGAUUUCAGGAAUACACUUGUGAUGGUGAUAUUGCAACAAAUGAAAAUGCUGCUGCCUCAAAUGAUGAUGGAGAAAAAGAUGAAGAUGAAUAUAAUGAUGUGAAUAAUGUGUUUGAGUGUGCUAAUGAUGCAAGUAAUGAAGAGGCAGACAAUCCUCCACCCACAAGCAAAAAGAGAGAUCUAGUGGUUCCAUUGAAGACUCAAGGUUGUGAAAAAACUCAGCACACAGCAAAGAGAGAUCCAGCACCUUCUUGUGUAAAACCACUAAUCAUGGUCUUACAGAAUCUCGAAUGUGCUAGCAAAGAGCCUUCAGGCCCACCAAAGAAGCAAAGGUCUGCACUUGAGAAGUUGCAGGGUGCUACAAGAUCUCCAUUCACCAGCCCUGUUCCAUAUGCCCGUGAGACUCCGCUUACUCGUGGUAGGGCCAUGUCAUUGUCAAUGUCCACACCUGAAGAUCUCAAACUGAGAAAAACCAGAUCGGGUCGUGUAGUUGUACCCACUUUGGAUGCAGGAUGCCAAAGGAUUGUCUAUGACAUGGACGGCACGAUUACUGGUGUCAUCGGUCUGGAUUCACCAUUGCCCAAAGGGAGCAAGCUGAAAACGGCGAGGAGGAAGAGAGAGGCUGAGCCACCAAGCAAGCUGAAAACGUAUGCAAGGAAGAAGAGAAGGGCUCAGUGAGCAAUUCUCCCAGACGUGAUUGGUAGGAUUUAGGACUUAAAAGGCUGCACGUGCAGGAGUUGGUUGGCUUUCGGUAGAUCUGUGCGAAAGCCUGUCUUGCCGCUGAUACUAGGCGUUGGCAUGGAUUGGUGAUGAAGGCUUGUUAAGCAUGUGCCUGUGUUACCAGUGCCAGUGCCACCUUUUGCUGCAAUUCUUGACCUGAGGCAGUAUCUAGUUUUACUACCUUGGCGUUCUGAACCUUAGUUGCCUGCCUGACUGGUGGUCAGUGGUGAUCUGGACGUGCUUUGGUUGCAGAAUGAGAUUCUGUUGCGUGCUCGGUACUCUUUACGAGAUCCAUGCCUGACUGA
Panicum virgatum (switchgrass) is the source of this 1889-nucleotide messenger RNA. RefSeq lists its product as uncharacterized. The transcript is spliced from 12 exons. The coding region runs from base 55 to 1542 and encodes 495 amino acids. The record is from RefSeq and is a predicted model, not a curated record. NCBI's taxonomy places the organism in Eukaryota, Viridiplantae, Streptophyta, Magnoliopsida, Poales, Poaceae.